This is a messenger RNA of Musca domestica (house fly), 387 nucleotides long. RefSeq lists its product as uncharacterized. The record is from RefSeq and is a predicted model, not a curated record. Bases 69 to 260 code for a protein of 63 amino acids. The transcript is spliced from 2 exons. Lineage: Eukaryota; Metazoa; Arthropoda; Insecta; Diptera; Muscidae.
CGCUGUUGAAUUUGUUUGGUUAGCGGUGUUGUCAUUACUUUGUAAUAAUAAAAUUCUUUAACGUAAACAUGGAUUUUUUAGAAAAAUACAGCACUUUUGAAUUAUUCAUUGCUUCUGGAUUGAUGCCCGUGGUAUUUGUGUUCCUUUGGUAUUUAAUUAUUGGCGAUUUUAAGAACUUUAAGGGAAGUAAAGUCUCCUGUUCCGAGUUUACUGCCACUGAUCCCGUGAAUUGCUAUCAAAACUAUAAGAAGUCAAAGUGAAUGGAGGACUACCACGGGUCGAUAUGUUGUAUUCGUAAAUCCCAUAGUUGGGGUUUGAUUUCCUGAUUCAUUAGUUUUCUAAUAAAUUACAAAGAUAAGAUAAAAUACAAAAGGGUGUAGCAAUAUA